Messenger RNA from Saxophila tyrrhenica, 432 nucleotides. RefSeq lists its product as uncharacterized. The transcript has 2 exons. The record is from RefSeq and is a predicted model, not a curated record. The coding region runs from base 1 to 432 and encodes 143 amino acids. NCBI's taxonomy places the organism in Eukaryota, Fungi, Ascomycota, Dothideomycetes, Mycosphaerellales, Extremaceae.
AUGUCGAUCAAAGUCACCACUAACAUAACGACCACCUUCAGCGACAUACCGUGCACCGUUGAAGUGUCUCUUGGCCCCAUGCAAGCCGCUCUCCAGCAAAAGAUGGACGAGGCCGUGCAGAGGGCGGUCGCAGAGCCAAAAAAGUCAAAGAUCGUCUUCCCCGACUGCGAUGGCAUCGACCUUGUGCUCUGUGACACCUGGCACGGCGAAAAAGUCAAGGUCUUCGCUCCGUGUGCCUGUGAGCUCAGAGAGGUGGUGAUGCAGUAUAGUAACGUCAUCCUGGCAAAGGACGUCUCGCGCACCCAGCUCCUGCCUGACCGCUUCGUCGCAAGAAGGAAAGGGCUGGACGUUGAUAUAUACAAAACGAUCACGCAACUGGGGUUUAGGAACGGUGAUGUGCUGAAGGUCUACGACGCUACGAAGUCUGAGUAG